Messenger RNA from Gadus chalcogrammus (walleye pollock), 1327 nucleotides. It is a transcript of the gene il12b2, whose product is annotated as interleukin 12B 2. The record is from RefSeq and is a predicted model, not a curated record. Bases 70 to 1062 code for a protein of 330 amino acids. The transcript is spliced from 7 exons. Gene Ontology annotation, molecular function: protein binding. NCBI's taxonomy places the organism in Eukaryota, Metazoa, Chordata, Actinopteri, Gadiformes, Gadidae.
UCAUUUGUACUUUAUCCAUUUGAAUAGUCAAACACUGAUGACAAUUUUUCUCUCAUCUUUGGUGAAAAUAUGAUGUCCCUUAUGCUUCAGACACCUCUGUUAUCUUGGAUAUUUGUUGUCCUGUGGACCUUCCUGCAGUUAGCCCAUGGACUCACCUUUUUUCCAGACAAUGCCGUGUUCGUGGCUAAAGCAGGUACGGUUAGUCUGACCUGUGAUUCAGCGACUACCGGGAACGUCAACUGGGUGUUCAUACCACAUGGAGAUGUCCAAAAGAUCCCGUUGAAGGGGACUGAGAGAAGACUAGAAGUGGCCUAUGAGGACACACCAGAGUUGGGGGAAUACAGCUGCUGGAGUGGGGAAACAAAGUUGUGGUCCGCCCAUCUGGUCCUUGAUGCACAGGACACUCGUGCUGAUUCUAUGUUAAACUGCUGGGCAAAAUCGUAUAACUGUUCCUUCAACUGCCACUGGGGCGAUACUGACUAUACCGCCGUACGACUCGGUCUGGGGAAGGACUGUUCUGAAAAUAGAAAGAACUGCUCGUGGAUCACCAGCUCCAGUCAGCAGCACCCUGGGCAAGGUUUCAUGUUUGAGCUGUCCAACUCCCUCACACCAUCCAUGGAGGAAACCACGAGGAUAGAAGUCACCGCUGAGGCCAUGAACGAUUACAUCUUCCACAGGACCUACAAGACAUUCUUUCUCAGGGAUAUUAUUCGACCAGAGAGUCCCAAGAUAGUCCAAUGUCAGGAAGUGGGUCAUCAACUCAAUGUGAGCAUAGAACCAGCGGCCAGCUGGUCCAAGCCGCAUAGUUACUUCAAAUUGGAGCAUGAGAUAGAAUAUGUGUCCAGACACAAUGGCAAGAAUAUAAUCUCAGAGACUCAUUUGAUACCGAGGGAGAUCAGCAAACUCAGAGUUCGGUCCAGAGAUGCCGUGGUGCGCUCAAAGUGGAGUGAAUGGACUCCAUGGAGACAUGUGAGGAAACCAGGGACACCAAAGAAGAGGAAUUCUAAGAACAAAUGCAAGCCACAAAGACACAACAAGGAUCCUCCACUGGAGCAGAAUUAGUUUUUAUAUUCUCUCUGAAUGGGUGUGUUUGACUCCUGAAAGGUACUUGGUUAAGUCCUCGAAUCAAAGCCUACUUAGGUAUCCUAUGAUGCAUUUCACACGUUUGGAAAAAUUAAUGCUGUGUAUUUAUUAUUUUUGUCCAUUAUGUAUCUAUGUCAUGUAAAACGUUUAUUCCAUGUACAUUUCUACUUUUUAUUAUACCGUCUGCGUAAUAUGGAAUGCCAUUUAAGUCAAUAUUAAAUAAAUGAACAUGGUUAUGAAUUAA